Armigeres subalbatus is the source of this 875-nucleotide messenger RNA. Its product is annotated as venom allergen 5-like. The record is from RefSeq and is a predicted model, not a curated record. The coding region runs from base 39 to 791 and encodes 250 amino acids. Lineage: Eukaryota; Metazoa; Arthropoda; Insecta; Diptera; Culicidae. The transcript has 2 exons.
AACGUUGCCACACAAGUCCCGAAAUCCACCCUAAAAAGAUGUCCGGUAAAGUUCUACUUGCUGCUUCGAUCGUCCUGCUGGUUGCGGUCUGCAACGCUCAGGAGGAUUAUUGCGAUUCUGCGUUGUGCGAUCCGGGAGUGCAGAACAUUGGGUGCAACGCCAAGAACGAGCUGUCCCCGGACUGUAACGAGGGCAAAAAGAUCGACCUAACGGAUGAGUUCAAAACGGUGAUCCUGGAGGAGCACAACAACUAUCGCAACCAGGUGGCUAAGGGACAACUCAACUGGUUACCUUCGGCAUCGAAUAUGGUGACGAUGGACUGGGACGAUGAUUUGGCCUACCUGGCGGAGUUGAACGCCAAUCGUUGCGAGUUUGAACAUGACAAGUGCCACAACACCAAAAAGUACCCGAACUCCGGACAGAACAUUGCUUCGUGGGGAACAACCGGCGAUUCGUACGAUGUGAAGGACACACUCAAAGUCAUGGUCCAGGAGUGGUGGGAUGAGCGUCACUUUGCCAACCCGAAGUUGAUCAAGAAGCUGUGGGGCAAGUACAAGGCGCUGCACUUCACGAUGCUGGUGAGGGCAAACGCUAGCCGAGUUGGAUGCGGUAUGGUUCAGUACAAGAAGGACGAAUAUCUGUGGGUUCAGCUGAUUUGCAACUAUUCGUACACCAACAUGAUCGGAACCUCCGUCUACAAGGAUGGAAAGCCGUGCGCGGAUUGCAAGUCGGGAUGCGACAGCAAGUACGACGGCAUGUGCAACAAGGAUGAGGCAGUUGAUGUGGCAUAAGGCCAUAAGUCAAUGGUUCCAUUAUACAACUUUGAUUUUGAAGAAAAAUAAAUGGUGAUGGGCUUAAGACACAUUGUUUUACUU